CUGCAGGGACCGGCAGGAACUCGCUGGAGCGUUGAAAGUCCUCGGUCAACGCAGAGUAGGUCAGAGCAGCGAAAACGCAAACAGGCUGCACUUGACUUCGAUACAGACACUUGCUGCACGGAGGACUGUAGCGCACAGCCAAACACUGCAGGAGAAAACAUGUCUCGUUUUAUCGUCCGACUUUCGCUCGUCAUCUCUCAGAGAGUGGCUGGCAAGUCCGUCUUAUUGCCCAAGACCAGGGUUCCUGUUUUCAUCCGUCCCGUCUCCGCUAGUUCAGGCUCGGGAUCUCUGACUCGUUAUGAUGAGACGACAGACUGGCAGAAGAAACUUACCCCUGAACAGUACGUGGUCACGAGGGAGAAGGGGACAGAGAUGCCCUUCAGCGGUCUCUAUCUGAACCAUAGUGAGGUGGGGAUGUACCACUGUGUGUGCUGCGACACUCCCCUCUUUAGUUCAGAGGCAAAGUAUGACUCUGGGACAGGCUGGCCAGCGUUCAAAGAGGCUCAUGGGACGUGGGAGCGCGAUGAGAGCCACGCAUCCAUCAUCCGUCGCCCUGACAACACCAUGGGAAGUGCCGAGACAGAGGUCCUCUGUAAACAUUGUGACGCCCAUCUGGGUCAUGUGUUUGAGGAUGGACCAGACCCCACAGGACAGAGGUUCUGCAUCAACAGCCAGUCUCUUAACUUCAGACCGAGAGAUCUCACACCCGACGACUAGUAGAGCCCCUAGAACCGCUUAGAACCAUCUCAAACCACCUAGGCCUGACCAGAACCAACCUUCAAACCCAGAGAACACAAACCGAAGGACCAGUAAAACCCAACAGAACUGACACCUGGAUCCCUAACACUGACCUGAGAUGGAAUUUUCCUGAUUUCCUGACCUCGGCAUCAGGGAUACUGUUUUCUAUGUCUGUAUCUUUCUGUAACUGAUCAUAGAUGAACAUGUAAUAUUUACCUGACUGUAUUUACCUGACUGUGUUCCCAGCCUCACCCUAGCCCCAACUACUGUACAGUGUGUUAUAGGGGGAAGGGGGUAAAGGGAGGUCAUAUGUUUCAUAUGGUCACAUUUUUAUGUCUGUCCAUUUAUAUUAAGGGGUCUUCAAUCAUAGUCACUUGGUUUCUCUGAGAGUUAAAGGCCUAAUGCAGUGUUUUUUAUCCUAAUAUCAAAUUAUUUCUGGGUAAAAAUUAAGUACCUUACUGUAAUAGUUUUCCAUUAAAAUGGUCAAAAAGAAACAAAAAUAGCUUUUCAGCUGUUGUACAAUAUGAUACAAAACACAGGAAAACAGAAUUUUAACUGCUUCUAACUGACACAUAAGGAGUAUUUUUGACAGCUCAUAAAGGAGUAAUAAAGACAUAGUUCACACAGGAGUAAUAAGAUUUUGUGAAAUUUUUUUAACAUUUGUAUUAUUUUAUUUUAUUUAAAUGUAUCAGGGGGUCCUGCAGCACCCUCGGCACCCCUACUUCCUGCGGCUGUGUCUGUGACCACAUUGAAGCCAGGUCUUAAGGCUCCAUUCAAUCCGUAGCGCUGAAGAUCCACAAUAUAGCGCAAUUGAAAUGUAAAGGCAAUGAUCCUGCAUUUGCGGAGACUUCAUUCGCUUUAAACGCUGCAUAUGUCGACUCAAUUGGAAAUUACCUUUAAAUUUAAAUUGCGCUAUAAUGCAGAUCUUCGGAGCUAUGGAUUGAAUCAAGCCCUUAGUGUCUGCUGUUGUGUACAGUUAGUCUGUGUCUGUGGUAGAACCUACUGUCAUGUGAACCAUUCAACAUGGAGCAUAUUCUGUCAAUAAAAUGUGUAUUUUUUCUUGUG
Molecule: messenger RNA, 1803 nt
Organism: Coregonus clupeaformis (lake whitefish)
Lineage: Eukaryota; Metazoa; Chordata; Actinopteri; Salmoniformes; Salmonidae
Gene: msrb2
Product: methionine sulfoxide reductase B2
Exons: 5
Coding region: 160-717 (185 amino acids)
Biological process (GO): response to oxidative stress; protein repair
Cellular component (GO): cytoplasm
Molecular function (GO): peptide-methionine (R)-S-oxide reductase activity
Source: RefSeq, a predicted model, not a curated record